Messenger RNA from Nilaparvata lugens (brown planthopper), 806 nucleotides. It is a transcript of the gene ND-PDSW, whose product is annotated as NADH dehydrogenase [ubiquinone] 1 beta subcomplex subunit 10. Bases 164 to 676 code for a protein of 170 amino acids. The record is from RefSeq and is a predicted model, not a curated record. NCBI's taxonomy places the organism in Eukaryota, Metazoa, Arthropoda, Insecta, Hemiptera, Delphacidae. The transcript is spliced from 4 exons.
CUAAUCUAUAACUGGUCUAAGGAGAAGCAAAUCUAAUAAACAGCUGUUUCGACUUCCAACUUUCAGCUCACGAGCUCAGAUCUCAGAUGUCCGAUCGACCUUGUUUGUAAUUAAUAUAGGUUAAGUUAUCAUUUGCUUCAAUUUCCUAUUAAAUCAAUCAAAAAUGCCUGAUGUCGAAAAAAUCCAAAUUCCUACGACUGAAAGUUUGCUUGUGAAAGCAGUCAGUAGCUUUGUCGCAUUCUUUGAAGCACCAGGAGAUUGGGUUCGCAAGACCAUAGUCGAGCCAAAUCAAAAAAAGUACCCUUAUUACCAUCAGCAAUUUAGAAGAGUGCCAACUAUUGACCAGUGCUAUGAUGAUGACGUCAUUUGUAAAUUUGAAGCCGACCAGCAGUUUGAAAGAGACAGGAAAGUAGACUCACAAAUCUUGCAGAUCCUGCGUGCGAGAGUAGAGGAUUGCUUCAUCUAUGAAGGUUACGAAGCCAACGAAAAAUGCAAACCACUACAGGAUCAGUACACCGAGGCCUCUACUAACUGGUUCAUUAAAUAUGGUGACCUGGGCAUCUACGGCAAAGCUGAGGCUUGCUACUUCAAGCAGAAGCACCGACUUAUCUGGGAACGCCGUCAUGGAGAAGUGGGAACUGGCAUGAAGGGACAAAAUGGCAAAACCACUGAGUAGAAUUGCAUUUGUGCUCACUAGAGAUAUCCAUUUGUGCUACUCGUUUAUGUUUUAGGAGAUCAGCUUUUCAAGAAUAUGUUAGUUGUUGAUUUAUAGUAAUUGGUCAAUAAAUUUAUUGUACAGAGCAAAA